AUGGAAGAGGAUGAAAUAGAUAGAUUGAGACUCCCUGUGGCUCGUAAAAGAGCGAAAGACGAGAGUAUUGACAUUUCAAAUCUUAGAAACAUAGGAGAAAUUCGAUGUUCUCUGAAACGUCAUUUGCUUAGAGAUAGAAAAACUCGUGAUGAGGUUAUCAGAGGCCUUUCCUCUGAUGCUGAAAAUGACACAAUCCUUCGAAAGAUCCUUGGAGAAAUAUUCACAUCCACUAUUCAGGCUCUCCAGGAUUUGAGGCAGUCUGGUGACACGCUCAUGGGACAUUUGGAACAAUGUUUUGACAAUCUUUCUCCAAGACUUGUAAAUGAAGAAUCCAACUUACUUAGCGAGAGUAUAAAGUGUCCAAUUAUGGUACUGGGUGAGACUGGAUCAGGAAAGUCUUCUUUUAUUAACCUAGUUCUGGGAUGUGAGCUGUUGCCACAUUCUCUUUUAAGCAACACCAACACAAUUUGUGAAAUUCAAUAUGGAGAAAACUUCAAAGCCUGUUUCCAUCUCACUGGGUCAUCCAAAGAAGAGCAUUCUUUUAAGAGCUUAGAAGAAAUGCGACAAUCCCUCAGCAAUAAGAUUCAGAAGAAAGGAGAGCAGAAGUCUCUAUAUAAAAGAGUUGAAAUUUUUCUACCAAGUGAUAUUUUGAAGACAGGUUUGCUCAUAGUGGACAGUCCUGGGAUCGCUGACACAGGGGAGAUGACAGACAUUGUACUGGGUUAUCUAAUCAAAGCUUGUGCUUUUAUUUAUAUCAUCAACAGUGAAAAUGCAGGAGGAGUUGCUCCAGAUAGGCUACAACAUCUCUUUAAGAAAGUUGUGGAAAAGGUUUUUCGUGAUGAGCAGGACUACCGAUCUACUUGUGCUAUGUUUAUCUGUAACAAAUGGGACCAGGUGCCAUAUGAAGAGAGGAGCAAGGUUUAUCAGGACACAGUCAAAAAGCUGUGUUCAGAGUCCACUGGCUGGCCAAAUUGUACAGAGGACCAAAUAUUUCGCCUUUCAACAAAGGAAGCUAUGUUCAUACAGGACACCCCAGAGAGAUAUAUUGUGGGUCACUUUGCUGCUGUCCUACAUAAGAUCAAUGGCCUCAUUCCAGAGAGUAGGCACAUUCUUCUGAUAAACUCAGCAAGAUUUUUGCAGCAGGUAUUGGAUAAGGCAGCCAUGUUUAUAGAGACAAGUCUUUCUGAUGUGAAUUUGUCCCAAGAAGAGAGGAUGAUAAAAAACAAGGAAACUCUGGAGGAUCUAACCAAACUAAGGAAGGAUGUCAAUGAGUUCUUUGAAAAAGAAAAGAACAAUUUCGAUAAAGGUCUGGAAAAGAUUAUCAGAGACCUGAGAGAUCAUUUAAGGAGUAAGGAGACUGUGAGUGCUCUGUGUGAUUUUACUCAUUCCAUGGAUACUGCUGGUGUGAAGUGGAAAGAGGCGACAAUCAAAGUCAGGAUCAAACUGUAUGACAGCAUCACAGAGGAGAUCCAGAGAUGGGAAACUCAAAACAAGAAACUGGAAAUACUUGGCUCAGGAAUGGCAAAACAGUUUCAACAAAAGUUUCCUGAUUUUGAUUCCAAAUUGUUUAAUUUGCAGAAGAGAUACAUUCAGCAUAGUAAGUCUGGGAAAAUGGUUGCCGAAGAUGAAGAACCGUUUGUACCAGUGAUAGUAGCCGAAAAGUUUGACAACAUAAAUUUAGGAUUGAAAGUUUUGAUGGGAAUUUCCAUUUCUCCUGUGUUAUUGAUUGGUGCUAUUAUUCGGUUACCAGUUUGGGGAAUAAAAGAGUUGGCUAGAAAGGUCAAAGGUCAUAUGUUGGAAAAAGAAUAUGACACAGACCCCAAGGUUUCCCUACGGAAGUAUGCAGAAAGCAUUCUUGAAUCCACAAGUGAUCCCAUCAAGAUGAAGCCAAUUAUGGAGAAUGAAGUUUCUCCAAUGUUUCAGUACUUAGACAAUCAGAGAAGAAGAGUUUUACAACAAAUUGAGGCUGAAUUAAAUCUGUUAGACAAAAGAAAGGAAGAGAAAGAAACCAGAGAAUUCAUAGCCAAAAACUGCUCUAGCCAAAAAGUCAGAUUCGAAAGACUUAGAAGGAGACUGACAUAUUUUUAUAAGAUUGAGUUAAUGAAAAACUCGUACAAGAAAUUAUCUGAAUUUGAACUUGAGGAAACUUUGUACCAGGGUUUGUUUGGAGAAGUUUGCAAAGUUUUGCCCAAAGUUGAAACAGAUCAUCAUUUAGAAGCAGUAGUUGUAAAGAACAAGCAUAGGAUAGAUGGUGUAAAUAUCAUGGAACACAUGAGAGUUGAGGAGGCAUACAGAUCAAAAAGGUUUGUGUACAACAUGCCAUGCAUUUCCAUGAUGUUAGAAAGCUCUUCAGAACAUCAUUUUUUCUGGCCAGUCCUUUCGCUUCCAAAGUGCAGCUUUAGAAGCUUUGUUAAGUCAAAACUAAUUAACCCAGAAGAAAAAUCCCAGACCUUGUAUACCUACAUUGAGCCAGUGAUCAGUGGCCUGGACUUCUUGCACACCAAGAAACUGGUCCAUGUGGAUGUCUCCCAGGAUUCUGUAAUGGUUGAUCAAAAUGACAGAGUAAAGCUGAUGCACAUCACAUAUCCCCAGAAGUUGGAUCUCAGCCUGUUUCCAGAGGCUUCAACAGAACUAGAGCAGUUUGUCCACUUCCAUUGGGAAACCAUGUCGGCAUCAUCACAACGAGAAUACAACUUUCAACAUGACAUGUACGGUGUUGGCCUGAUGAUGUGGGAAAUCUGGACAGGUCAGAAGGCAUUCCAGCAAGUGGUUACAGGGCUGGAGCCAAGGACUCUGCUCCAGUUCAUCAGGUUUUUAUCCAUGAACAAGAACUCCCUCAGUUUGGGUGUAGAGGAUGGUUUGGGAAUUCUUGCUGUCAACGCCUGGAAUGACUGCAUCAUAAAGUGUCAGAACCUUUCAAUAAAUGCAGCAAAUCUACUCAACACCUUAGCUCCCUGCAAAAACAGUACCUUUGACUAUUCACAUGCUCAAGCUCCUUUAUAUAGUAGGUGAAUUUCAAACCCAAUACUGUCAUCAAUGUAGCUAAUGGGCUGGACCCAUUCUUUGGCAAAAUGGUGGCCAUCCCAAUUGUUGUCAGCUGCUCUAAUGAUGCAAAGAACUCCAUACAUGAACUUACUUUGGAAAAAUUUUGUGUGUUCAGAUUUUACAUUUUUAUACACUGUACAUGUAUGUCACAUAUUGUCUUUUGUAAUAAGUUUUACACUGUCAUGUAUAUUUUACAUGCAAUAUAUUUAUUUUUACUACACAGAUGUGGUACAAGUUUCUCUUUUCAAUAGUGCUUUCCAUGAAGUAUUUGAAAAUGCAGGUUUAUUGAAUGGACAGGUGCAUAUAAUACAUUGUCAUGCAGUUUUCAACUCACCUCCUAGAAUCCUGGGGAGUUUAAGUGAUUGACUGAUAUGGCAUCCCAUGUAAAAAAUUUUGAACAGGUCUAAAGAGUCUAUAAAGUUCUACCAGGUAUUUGUAAUACAGCAUAAAUGAUGCAUCUAGGGUUUUAUUGUACCAGGUAGGUUUCAAAAUGUAUUUUGUACCAUAGACACAUGUCUGUGUUUUGACAUUUUGUAGAUAAAUGAUAGGUUAAACUUUUGGCUUUUGGGAGCAGGUAAAAUAUUUUGCAUUUUCUCUUUCAGCCACAUUUUUGAGUCUGCUAAACUCUCUUCUUUCCAUGGCUAUACGACCACAUAAAGCAUAGUGAACGUGAAUAUUCUCAUGUUCUAAGCCCCAACUUCAACAGCAAUUUGUAAGUAAACUGCCAUUGGAUAAUCAAAGGUCAAUAUGGAAUAUGCUUUGCUCACAGUAGUCAAUAUGUAAUUUGAUACAAGAUAUUCUUUUUGUGAUCAACUACAGCCUGAUGGAAGAGUUCAUAUCAAUAUUGGCAAUCAUAAAGAUUAAGGAAAUGGUCUCAUUCCUUAGCAUUUACCAGUUAAAAUCUCCCACAAAGUAAAGUAACUCUUAAUCGAUAAGACCAAAAAUGAUAGGAUGGAGUACAUUACAAGUCAUAUGUGGCUUACAUUUUCAAAAUGAAUAAACAAUUUGAAGUCUUGAAAGCAGGCUUUUUAUGAGGAAGCUAUUUUUUGUGGUGCAUUUGUUUAAAUAUAUUUUUAGAGGUUUUUUUCUCCCUGUAGAGUGAAGAUUAUAAUUAUGUGAAGUAUUGUAGUUUCAUCAUUAUUCACUGAAUACCAGUUUUCAAGGAUUUCCUGGCUCUGUUCAUCCGCAAAUAAAAUCUUCACUGAAGCACAGUAUCUAAUUACAUGUACAUAUUGUAUUAACAGCAUCAUUGGCUACAAUUUUAGUUAUCCUUGUAACUGCUUUUCACUAAAUCCACGAUGCACAUGAAUACUGAUGAAACAUUAGCAAAUGUUUUUACAGUACUAUAUAGACGGUAUACUAGCAUGUAAACUGACACAUUCUACCACACAAACCCAAUAACUAAUAGAAUCGAAUUACAAACACGGGCUGGUUCAUCUCCAUUCACUUUAUUAAUUAAAUAAACAGACACAUGAUUUGCAUACGUGACAUGUAUCUUCCAGUAGACAUAUUAUGUUGGUAUAAGAACAAAUAUUGCACAGUAACAACCUAAUAAUAAGUACAUGUAUAAUGGCAGCAAACAUUGUCCACAUUCAUGUACUAUAGCACUGCUUAACUCAAAGUAAUACUGGGAAUAUUUGUUUUAUGUUGUAUCAUUUGAACAAAAGAAUUUUGGCUAGUGACAUAAGAAGCUACAAUAUACAUAUAAAUUACAUGUAAUAAUAUAUAGAUCUUUUCUUUAAAAAAAAACUUAAGCUAUUUAUGAGACAUCAGAAAAUCUGUGUAGCUUCAUAUUCUUUUACAAACAGAAAUUUAACAA
This is a messenger RNA of Magallana angulata, 4864 nucleotides long. RefSeq lists its product as uncharacterized. Gene Ontology annotation, molecular function: protein kinase activity; ATP binding. The transcript has 9 exons. The record is from RefSeq and is a predicted model, not a curated record. The coding region runs from base 1 to 3012 and encodes 1003 amino acids. Lineage: Eukaryota; Metazoa; Mollusca; Bivalvia; Ostreida; Ostreidae. Gene Ontology annotation, biological process: protein phosphorylation.